AUGAAUUUAAACUUAAAAAGUGUUGCGAAACGGAUACAUUUCUCUCCCGAAGAUGAUUUGCAUCUUGCUAGAGAGGUCGUGGGACAAAAGCCCUUCGAGGAUCCUGGGCGAUGGCAUCUUAUCCAAAUAAACAUAAUGCAAAUUAGCGGAAAGUCCGACGGCGAAGAUCCAGUACCGGUCGGCGUAGGGGGCGACGAAGCAGGCCCCUCCCGAUCGUUAACCGACAACUGCAAAGCGCUGGCGGAGAAACAGCCCAAAAGACAAGGGAAAGGUAUUGCCAGGUAUGUAGAAGGCAGGCGGGACUCAGUAGAGAGCAUUGAUCUUGUGUGGGACGAGGAAAUGCAAAAAUCUGUGCCCAAAAAAACCGACACGGCGUUUCCAAAACCAUUUGGAACCAUAGCUAGGAGUUUUUCCUUCAAAACCGCGAGCACUAGCACUAAGAACAAGAAGAGGAAGGUUAUGGACACUUCACUUAGGGAGACGGAACCAGUAUAUAACACUAAAGAGUCAUCAGAAGCAUUUGUAUUGAUGGAAGCAAUUGAGGUUAUUUCUAAGCUGUCAAAAACUUUAUGUAAACAAGUUGAACAAAAUACAAAGCGGGAAAUAAAGGAAAUAGUUCCAAAGUUAGAACAUCAAGUAGCGCUAAUGAACCGGCUGUCAAUUCAGAGCUGGCUCGAAAAACACAGAUACGAGGGGAUACCAAAAAUGUUGUUCGACGGUGAAACACAAACGGAGGAAAGGGAUGCAAUCAAUGCGACCAGAAUGCAGAUGGCGGAUCAGGGAACCCAGACGGAGGCAGCUGGACCACCGGAGAGGGGGAGGAAACUGGUUAUACAGCGUGUCCCGCUGAAACAUAAGAUUCCUGAGGGCACAGCCACACUGACUUGGACCACGGCGGAGGCCUUUGCAAGGGACUACCCUGACGGGGAGAUACCGAAGCCUGGACAGGUGGUAGCGGUAAAGAGGAGGAUUAUAUCCAGUGUGGGAGAGAAAAAUGUCAAGGAGAGCUCAACAACGACAUGGCUGCUCAUGCAGGAAAGCGGAGGAGAGCCGAUGGAGUGCAGGCGGGUGAGACAAACUUGUUUUAAAGGGAUUGCGGAUAAGCUACUAAGGGAGGGAACCUCCAAGAUGGCGAUCAGGAUGAUGCAGGGUGUUGCACUGGAGGAGGAAAUAGUAGAGGCGAUUGGGCAUGUGAAACUAGAGGUCAUGCUGAUGGGCGAAUGGAAACAGAGCACCUGGAGCGAGGCUGUCAAAGGUUCGAGGGGCAAAGAAGGCGCAGUGAGCGCAGCGAGCGCACAGGAACGCGAGAAGCCAAGCCGCAUGGUGAGAAAACCAAAGCCAGGUACGGUAACGAUAAGCACAAAGGAGAAGGGGUACGAAGAGACGCUAAGAGAAGUAAGAAAGCUCACAAAAGAGGAUGGUGGGGAGGCCAGAAUUAAGAAUAUUCGCGAGUCUAGAGCGGGCAAUGUGAUACUGGAAACAGAUGGAGAGGAAACAGCAUCCAAACUGGUGGUGACACUGCAAACUUUGAAAGCUAGGGCUGUCAGGGACACUGGAGGAGCGGAAGUGGUAGGCAUGGACGCACUGGCCACUAAGGAGGAGGUAGGGGAGGCGCUGAAAGCAGCCUUGGGAGCGGAUGCGACAAUGGCAGAGCUGACGGUGAUCGCCAUGAGAGCUACCUAUGGCAGAACGCAGGCCGCGCGCUUCACAGCCAGCAAGACUGCAGUAUCCAGGCUGGUGGAGAUCGGGCGCAUCAGAGUGGGACCGGUGGUAUGCAGGAUCAGGGAAACCGUGGAGGACGACAGAUGUUAUAAAUGCCAAGAGAGUGGUCAUCGGGCAGCGGAGUGUAAGGGCCCGGACAGGUCAACGUGCUGUUUCCGAUGUGGGAAGCCAGGCCACAAGGCGAGGGCAUGCACGGACAGCAAGAGGUGUCUGAGGUGCGGCAGAGAUGGGCACAGGACAAGCGAAUGCGAGUUGGAAACAACCCAAAAUGAUAAAGAAAAUGUUCCCUUGAAUGUUCCAAGUACAAGCUUGGUAGAGGAGGAUUUAAAUAUAAGAGAAAAUUCCAAGGAAAAUGAAAUUUUUCAUGAGAAAAACUCUCAAUGUACUUUAAAAUUACAAGGAAAAGUUUUAAUUUGCAUUCGUCACAUGUAUAUAAAACUCACCUUUGUUCGGCAAGGAUUCGCCGAGAAACAGCAUCCCGUUUUUGCUGACCUGCACGACGGACACCUGCCGCACAAUCAGCUUGCAACGCCAUACAAAAAGGUGUUAGCAGACUUUAAUGUUAUGUACCCCGACAAAGAAUUCGGACUGCAUGCAAAUUUAGACAAAGAAAUCGCUAUAAUUAUUGAACACUUUAAGGAAACCAAAGUUGCGAUAAUAAAGAAGUUCUUGAAUUUAGUACAGACUGAACAGAAUGCUGAAACAGAUCAGGAAGAAAUCUUGUUCAAAGAACUGUUUGAAGAACAAGAAGAAAGUCUUGAAAAUAGUAUAGAGGAUGAAACAAUAAAGAAUAUUAAUCGUAAUAAAGAACCUGUGUUUUGUAAUCCUCUCAUAAUAGCAAGCCAAGCUGACAUCAAGGAUAUUUUGGAAGCUAUUGAUCCAUUUAAAGGUGAAGUUAAUGAGAGACUUUAUGGUUUACAGCUACAGGUUGAGCGUCUCGAAAAUUUAAUCCUUAACCCAACCCAACCAUUGAUUGAAGAAGGAGAAGAAAAUCUGGAGCUGUUCCCAUUAAGCACCAUUACUGGAGUUAAUAACUUUGAAAGAAAAUUAACAAAUGAAAAUUCUAAGAAAAAGAUGAUUAUUCACCUUAAAAAAAUAGUGGGGAGUGGAUUUGUAUAUUAA
Messenger RNA from Brassicogethes aeneus, 2844 nucleotides. Lineage: Eukaryota; Metazoa; Arthropoda; Insecta; Coleoptera; Nitidulidae. The record is from the annotation of a GenBank genome assembly.